CAAACAGCGUAGAUCAUGCCUGAUCCAGCCAAGUCCGCACCAGCCGCCAAGAAAGGCUCUAAGAAAGCCGUGACCAAGACUCAGAAGAAAGAUGGCAAGAAGCGUAGGAAGACCAGGAAGGAGAGCUAUGCCAUCUACGUGUACAAGGUGCUGAAGCAGGUCCACCCCGACACCGGUAUCUCCUCCAAGGCCAUGGGGAUCAUGAACUCCUUUGUCAAUGAUAUCUUUGAGCGCAUCGCAGGAGAAGCCUCUCGCCUGGCUCACUACAACAAGCGCUCCACCAUCACUUCCCGGGAGAUCCAGACCGCCGUGCGCCUGCUGCUACCCGGAGAGCUGGCAAAGCACGCGUGUCUUAUAAGAGCCUUUGGGUUUAUAGUAAAGUAG
Molecule: messenger RNA, 384 nt
Organism: Pelobates fuscus (common spadefoot toad)
Lineage: Eukaryota; Metazoa; Chordata; Amphibia; Anura; Pelobatidae
Product: histone H2B 1.1-like
Exons: 1
Coding region: 16-384 (122 amino acids)
Cellular component (GO): nucleosome
Molecular function (GO): DNA binding; protein heterodimerization activity; structural constituent of chromatin
Source: RefSeq, a predicted model, not a curated record